Messenger RNA from Pygocentrus nattereri (red-bellied piranha), 3208 nucleotides. It is a transcript of the gene atp2a1, whose product is annotated as ATPase sarcoplasmic/endoplasmic reticulum Ca2+ transporting 1. Gene Ontology annotation, cellular component: membrane. The transcript has 24 exons. The record is from RefSeq and is a predicted model, not a curated record. Gene Ontology annotation, molecular function: P-type calcium transporter activity; ATP binding; ATP hydrolysis activity. Bases 1 to 2985 code for a protein of 994 amino acids. Lineage: Eukaryota; Metazoa; Chordata; Actinopteri; Characiformes; Serrasalmidae. Gene Ontology annotation, biological process: intracellular calcium ion homeostasis; calcium ion transmembrane transport.
AUGGAGAACGCCCACACUCAGGAGACAGCCGCGUGCUUGGCCUAUUUCAACGUGAGCGAGGGCACGGGCCUCACACCUGAGCAGGUCAAGAAGAGCCUGGCCAAGUAUGGCUAUAAUGAGCUGCCUGCCGAGGAAGGUAAAUCAAUUUGGGAGCUGGUGGUGGAGCAGUUUGAAGAUUUGUUGGUCAGGAUUCUGCUGUUGGCAGCCUGCAUCUCUUUUGUCCUGGCCUGGUUUGAAGAGGGUGAGGAGACGGUCACCGCCUUUGUUGAGCCAUUUGUCAUCCUGCUUAUCCUCAUUGCCAACGCUGUGGUCGGGGUAUGGCAGGAGCGCAACGCCGAGAGCGCCAUCGAGGCCCUGAAGGAGUACGAGCCGGAGAUGGGCAAAGUGUACCGCGCUGACCGGAAGAGUGUUCAGAGAAUUAAGGCCAGAGAGAUCGUCCCCGGAGACGUUGUAGAAGUGUCAGUUGGUGAUAAAGUCCCCGCUGAUAUCAGAAUCACUUCCAUCAAGUCCACAACUCUGCGUGUUGACCAGUCCAUCCUUACCGGAGAGUCUGUGAGUGUGAUUAAGCACACAGAUGCUGUUCCUGACCCCAGAGCAGUCAACCAGGACAAGAAGAACAUGCUGUUCUCUGGCACCAACAUCGCUGCAGGUAAAGCCAUCGGUGUGGCUGUGGCUACUGGGGUGUCCACUGAGAUCGGUAAAAUCCGUGACCAGAUGGCGGCCACAGAGCAGGAGAAGACGCCCCUCCAGCAGAAGCUGGAUGAGUUCGGCGAGCAGCUCUCCAAAGUGAUCUCUCUCAUCUGCGUUGCUGUGUGGCUCAUCAACAUCGGUCAUUUCAAUGACCCUGUACACGGAGGCUCCUGGAUCCGCGGCGCUGUUUACUACUUUAAGAUUGCUGUGGCUCUGGCUGUGGCUGCCAUCCCUGAGGGUCUGCCCGCUGUGAUCACUACCUGCCUGGCUCUGGGGACAAGGCGCAUGGCCAAGAAGAACGCCAUCGUACGCUCUCUGCCCUCUGUGGAGACUCUUGGCUGCACCUCUGUCAUCUGCUCCGACAAAACGGGCACACUCACCACCAACCAGAUGUGUGUCACCAAGAUGUUCAUCAUCGAUAAGGUAGACGGCGACUCUGUAACUCUGGAUCAGUAUGACAUCUCUGGCUCAAAGUACACCCCUGAGGGAGAAGUAACAAAGGGAGGCCUUCCAGUCAAGUGUGGUCAGUAUGAUGGCCUGAUUGAGCUGGCCACUAUCUGUGCCCUGUGCAAUGACUCCUCUCUGGACUACAAUGAGUCUAAGGGCAUCUAUGAGAAGGUGGGUGAAGCCACUGAGACUGCGCUGAGUUGUCUGGUGGAGAAGAUGAACGUGUUCAACACCGAGGUCCGUAACCUAUCCAAGGUGGAGAGAGCCAACGCCUGUUGCUCUGUGAUCAAGCAGCUGAUGAAGAAGGAGUUUACUCUGGAGUUCUCCCGUGACAGGAAGUCUAUGUCUGUCUACUGCACCCCAGCUAAGCCCUCCAAGUCCCCCAUGGGCAACAGGAUGUUUGUCAAGGGUGCUCCUGAAGGUGUGAUUGACAGGUGUGCCUAUGUGCGUGUGGGCACUAGCCGCGUACCCCUUACUGGCUCUGUAAAAGAUAAGAUCAUGGCUGUGAUUAAGGAGUGGGGCACUGGACGGGACACCUUGCGCUGCCUGGCCCUCGCUACCCGGGAUGCCCCGCUGAAGAAAGAGGAGAUGAACCUGGAAGAUUCCACCAAGUUUGUUGAGUAUGAGACUGACCUCACCUUUGUGGGCUGUGUCGGCAUGCUGGAUCCCCCUCGUAAGGAGGUCAUGGGCUCCAUCCAGCUGUGCAAGGCUGCUGGCAUUCGAGUCAUCAUGAUCACUGGUGAUAAUAAGGGCACUGCUGUGGCUAUUUGCCGUCGUAUCGGCAUCUUUGGUGAGGAUGAGGAUGUGACUGGACGUGCCUUCACAGGCCGUGAGUUUGACGACUUGCCUCUGAGUCAGCAGAGAGAUGCUGUGCGUAAGGCUUGCUGCUUCGCCCGUGUUGAACCGUCCCACAAGAGCAAAAUCGUGGAAUUCCUGCAAGGCUAUGAUGAGAUCACUGCUAUGACUGGUGACGGUGUGAAUGAUGCCCCUGCUCUGAAGAAGGCAGAGAUUGGCAUUGCCAUGGGCUCUGGCACUGCUGUUGCCAAGUCAGCCUCGGAGAUGGUCCUGGCCGAUGACAACUUCUCCUCUAUUGUAGCUGCUGUUGAGGAAGGCAGGGCCAUCUACAACAACAUGAAACAGUUCAUUCGCUACCUCAUCUCUUCCAACGUCGGAGAGGUCGUCUGUAUCUUCUUGACCGCUGCCCUCGGUUUGCCUGAGGCACUGAUCCCAGUACAGUUGCUGUGGGUCAACCUGGUCACUGAUGGUCUUCCAGCCACAGCUCUUGGUUUCAACCCCCCUGACCUGGACAUCAUGGGCAAGGCUCCCCGCUCCCCCAAAGAGCCACUCAUCUCUGGCUGGCUCUUCUUCAGAUACCUGGCCAUCGGAGGUUAUGUUGGAGCUGCUACUGUGGCUGCUGCUGCUUGGUGGUUCUUGUACUCUGAUGAUGGCCCUAUGGUGACCUUCUACCAGCUGUCUCACUUCAUGCAGUGCAGUGCUGAUAAUGAGGCCUUUGAUGGCAUCGAGUGUGAGGUGUUCGAGGCUGCUCCCCCCAUGACCAUGGCCCUGUCUGUGUUGGUCACCAUUGAAAUGUGCAAUGCCCUCAACAGCUUGUCAGAAAACCAGUCCCUGCUACGUAUGCCUCCGUGGAGCAACGUCUGGCUGGUGGCAGCCAUGUCUCUGUCCAUGUCCCUGCACUUUAUGAUCAUCUAUGUUGAUCCUUUGCCUAUGAUUUUCAAGUUGACUCAUCUGACUCUGGAUCAGUGGAUUGUGGUGCUGCAGCUUUCUCUCCCCGUCAUCCUCAUCGACGAGGUGCUCAAGUUCAUUGCUCGCAACUACCUGGAGCCCUAAACCCGUUCCCUUCACAAUUCCUGUAACAAAGCAAGAAAAAGAGGAAAACCUGGUGGCUAAAAAAUGGGACUAAGAAGAAAAAGCUGCUUAAAUGCAGGAGAGUUAUGAAAACACUCAGUGAUGUGUUUCAAAAUCUGAGUGCACUUAACCAGCCUGCAACCAGCCAGUCAGUCAACCAACAGCAAUCAACACACCGCAAAGUGCAAAAAACCCUUAAACAAAA